Salarias fasciatus (jewelled blenny) is the source of this 1284-nucleotide messenger RNA. It is a transcript of the gene ptpmt1, whose product is annotated as protein tyrosine phosphatase mitochondrial 1. NCBI's taxonomy places the organism in Eukaryota, Metazoa, Chordata, Actinopteri, Blenniiformes, Blenniidae. Bases 191 to 739 code for a protein of 182 amino acids. Gene Ontology annotation, biological process: protein dephosphorylation. The record is from RefSeq and is a predicted model, not a curated record. The transcript is spliced from 4 exons. Gene Ontology annotation, molecular function: phosphatidylinositol-4,5-bisphosphate 5-phosphatase activity; phosphatidylglycerophosphatase activity; phosphoprotein phosphatase activity.
GCCGGAGCGGAGACGUGGAGCACAGCCGGGAGGAGAGUCCCUGCUGCGGCUGUCUGGUCGGGCUUGGGUCAGCGUGCGGGUCACAUUGGCUCCACAGAACCAGCGCAGUGAAGAAGUGGAAAGCUGACGGGCUCAGACUGAGUUUUGUUGUUAUUUUUUUAACGCUUUGCCGAGUCCGCACAGCGCAGCCAUGUCCGGAGCGCUAGCCAGGCUGCUCUUCUACCCGACUCUAGCCUACAAUGUGGCCAUGGAGAAGGUCUCCUCCAGGCGGUGGUUCGACCGGGUGGACGAGACGGUGAUCCUCGGAGCGCUGCCCUUCAGGUCCAUGACCAAACAGCUUGUGGAGGAAGAAAACGUUCGAGGAGUCAUCACCAUGAAUGAAACAUAUGAGACCAAAUAUUUCUGCAACUCAGCCGAGGAGUGGAAGGCUGCUGGUGCUGAGCAGCUGAGGUUGAGCACCGUGGACCUGACGGGCGUCCCCACCCUGGAGAACCUGCACAGAGGCGUGGAGUUCGCCUUGCAGCACAGAGAGCAGGGGACCAGCGUGUACGUGCACUGCAAAGCCGGGCGGUCUCGCAGUGCCACACUCGCUGCAGCUUACCUCAUACGGUUACACUGCUGCACUCCAGAGGAAGCCUGUCAGAAGCUGGCUACUGUUCGACCACACAUCCUGGUGCGCGCCGCUCAGCUGGAGAUGCUGAGAAAAUACCACGAGCAGGUGUGCCAACAAUCGAGCUGAGAGAACUGAGAGAGCCGAGCUGCAGAUCGGAGCUCAUGAUACUCCCACUGAUGCUGGAAGGAUGGACUUAGAGCCGUGAUUGAAGCCAGUGCUGUUACCUGUUGUUUACUCUGUUUUUACUCAUCACUUUUAUGAAAGGGCAUUUUUAAAUGGUUAUUAUUGAGACCCUUGUUAGCACAAGACAGUCGCAAUGAAUCAUAUAAGCAACAAUUAAAUAAAAUGAGAUGGAAACAUGAAAAUAUGGAAUUUUAAAAAUACUGUUAAAUGUUGAAAGAACUCUUAUCAGUGAUUCUGUUUCUGUAUAUGUUUUGCUGAGUCUGUCAUCUGUUUUGGCCAAAAUGUGUUCUGUAAUUAAUUCAACAUCGUAUUUAUCUGCAGUAAUGUCACUCUCAUCUGGUGUUCGUGGCAUCUGGCAGCAGUGGGGACAUUCUACAAAAAUUAUAAACAAAAGAAAACUUACUCUUUUAAUCAUCACUCCAGGAUAUGAUGUUUGUAAAGUGCCUUGAAACUUGAAAAUUGUGUAAAAUAAAUAUUUCUGACAUGAA